AUGCGAUUUGUGGGGAGUUUAGUGUGUCUUGGAGCAUCUGCAUUGCUAGCAGUGCUUGAGUUCCACAAAAUCGAUGCGAUCCUGGAUGCAGAGAAUAAACGGGGAUCUUCUUAUGAUGCAAGCAAUCGAGUUGAGAAGCUGUCGAAAACAGAGACAAACAUACUCGGUGUACUGCUUGCUAUGCAACUCCUGAAUCCCGGUAUUGUGUCAUUAGUCAUCGUGUUGCUGUUUGUUUACAAGAUUCAGAGAAGAGGGUUCGACUGUACAGUCAGUGCAUUGAACUUUUUUCAAUUGAAACGCAACCUAAAAGUGGAAGUUGCCUGUAAAUUAGUUUUUCAUGCAUUAUUGAUGUACAGAUACUCAAGAGCAUUGCUGAGUGCAAUCCACAAGUAA
Messenger RNA from Ordospora pajunii, 393 nucleotides. RefSeq lists its product as uncharacterized. Gene Ontology annotation, biological process: vesicle-mediated transport. The transcript has a single exon. The coding region runs from base 1 to 393 and encodes 130 amino acids. Lineage: Eukaryota; Fungi; Microsporidia; Ordosporidae. The record is from RefSeq and is a predicted model, not a curated record.